AUGGCGGAACCAAUGUCGAAUCUUUCGCCGGAAAAGCUCAAUACUUACUCUGACAACAUCAUCGUCGACGAUAUUGAUAUGGCGUACAACGAUCCGCCCUCGUCGCCUUUCGUCGAACACAUCGGAGUCCAAGACCAGGAGAACAUUGCCCCUGGAGCAGCAGCCACACCGGUGAAGCCGCUAAUAGACUUUGAGGACAGCGUGCCCCAAUCCGCUUUCAGAGUGUCUCCAGAGAAGAAAUUUGGGUUGAAGGAGCGCACAAGCCCAAUGAAGACACUGCCAGCAAAGAAUUUGAUGGACGACUUUGAAGACCCGGCACUUAAAACUGGCAGUGCGGAUCGACAGACUCCCCAGAAGAACAUCUCGCCCAUCAAGGAGAUUGCUACCGAGCGACGCGGGUCCGCAAUGAGUAGCCACUCCUACAAAAGCCAAUCGCCCUCGAAAUCGUCACGCGUACCUUCGCCCGAAACGGUCCAGCGCAAGCCAACCCAUACACAUCAGCGGCAAACAUCGGUCACACCGUCAAAGCGACCGGCCUCUUCUCACCAAGAGUCUCCGCUCCGCGACAACGAGGGCUUGACUACCGCGAUGAAGUUCAUGGAGGAUAGCAACUUUAAAACACGCGAGACACCCAGAAAGCGAACAUCUCGGGGCCACGAAUUUGAAAUCGAUCUGAGCAUGGACAACACGGACUUUAAUCCAGACGGGCCAGAGCCAACAUCCUUGGACAUCGAUGAUACCUGCUUCAGCAACUUCUCAGAGAUGCCGGGGAUCGAUAUGACGAAAUUCGCAUCCCUGAAACAGAGCCCAACAAAGAGCAGCAUGCCAGAUAUUGAAUCCUUCUCUUCAUCCCGCCGUGCGUCACCCGGACGCGGGCGCAAUUCGCCUAGCAAGUCUAUUACAGAGCCAAAUCUCCGCUCCUAUUACCGAGACCAGCGAUCGCCGGCCAAGGGUGGAUCGCAAGUACCUGCAACACCAAGCCAGAGAAGCCAAAUGUUGAAUUUGUUGGAUUUUGAGCUGCCUCCACCGCCUACACCACGAUCGCUACCUACUGUCACCAUCCGAGAGCUUGAGUCUGUAAAGUCCCAGUUUCAGUCUCAGGUGUCGUCUCUCACCGCCAGCUUGUCUGGAAAAGAGGCUGAGAUCGACGCUCUUUCCAAAGCUAUCGCCGAUGCUGAACGCCGAGUUGGCGAAGCCCAAGAGACCGUCCGUGACGAACGCUCAGCUCGCGAAUAUGCAGAGACACAAAUGGUUGACUGGAAAUCAAAAGGCGAAGAGGUCCAGAAACUGCUGCAGGACGUCCAGGCUGAGAUGGCACGCAACGACGCUGAGCGCGAAGAUCUCCUAGCGAGGUUGGCCGAUGCAGAGAAGCGUGCUGAUGAUGCAGAGAGCCGCUCGUCUGAGCUUGAAACCAAGGUCAUCGAGGCUGAAAGCAAGAACGUCGACAUGACGACUUUCAUCAACAACGAUGACGGCGAUGAGAACAAGAAGGUUUACUCAGAACUUGAAUGCCAAUCUGCUAUUGCCGAGAAGGUCAAUGAGAUUGCACGCGACCUGCACACAGCCUACAAGGCUAAACACGAGAAGAAGAUCAAAGCCCUCAAGGACAAUUACCAGAAGAAGGCCGACGAAAAAUGCAAAGAGCUUCGGGCGCAGAUUGCUAGUCUCGAAGGGCAAGUGGAAGAUGCAGAGAAGAAGCGUGACAACACUUUCAGUAGGAUCAAUCCAGGCCAGCAUGACUCCAGGGACCAGAGCCAAGGAGCGUCUCCCUCAAAGACCACACGAAACGCCGAAGACGCUCAGAUGCUAGAAGCGCAGAGAGCUGAAAUCGAGAACCUCAAGGCUAGACUCGCCGGGCUUCAGUCGGAACUUCAGUCUCUUCGCAAAUCCCACGAUACCCUUGUUGAAGACCUUGAAGCUGAGCGCAUCGAGAAAGGCGAGCUCGUAGCGGCCGCCGAACAGAUGCUCUCCAUGUGCGGAGAAAAGAUGGAAGAGAUGCAACAAGAAGACCUUCGCCGCUCACAAAUGGCUUCCGCACCACCUGCUGCCCCCCAACAACAAGCGCCGCCUCAGCAAGCAAUGCGCAACACGGGUUUCCUGGCCGGUGGCCCCGGUGCCUCACGCCCCGGAUCCGCACUGGGCGGUGGACGUCCCGGCAGUGCGAUGGGUGACCGUUUAGGUGCCAUGAACGAGCGCACCGGCAGUGGAAUCGCUAAACCAUCAGGACUUCGCGCACCAGGUGGCCUUAAGUUCCAAGGUGCUCCCGGUUUAAACCGGAGUCAAAGUGGUGGGAAGAGCAGGUUACUGUCCAACAUCGAGCGCAUGGGUGGGGGAAAGGCACAGGAAUAG
Messenger RNA from Alternaria conjuncta, 2349 nucleotides. RefSeq lists its product as uncharacterized. The coding region runs from base 1 to 2349 and encodes 782 amino acids. The transcript is spliced from 2 exons. The record is from RefSeq and is a predicted model, not a curated record. Lineage: Eukaryota; Fungi; Ascomycota; Dothideomycetes; Pleosporales; Pleosporaceae.